Molecule: messenger RNA, 3663 nt
Organism: Vespula vulgaris
Lineage: Eukaryota; Metazoa; Arthropoda; Insecta; Hymenoptera; Vespidae
Gene: Liprin-beta
Product: liprin-beta-2
Exons: 12
Coding region: 1156-3414 (752 amino acids)
Biological process (GO): neuromuscular junction development
Cellular component (GO): presynaptic active zone
Molecular function (GO): protein binding
Source: RefSeq, a predicted model, not a curated record
UUUAUUUACUUGUAGCAGUAACAAUAGCAGUGGUAACAGUAGCUUGUACGCGUUGUUGCUGACAUGAAUGCAAAUCCAAAGGAAAAGUUCAAAGCAGGAUAACAGAAGGAAAACGAUACAUGUCCCUUUUUUUUUUGUUAUCGUUAUUAUUGAUGGCCCAUUUCCGGAUAUACUUAUCUUUCGCAAUCAGCGCAGAUGUCAAUGAACACGUGGUUCGCAUAUCCGGACUGAUUUCCGGCACGCGCACGUCUUUCCACGCACGUGUUCAUGUGCCGUGUAUACGCCAGUCAAAUGCGUCUCACGUAUGUUAGUCCUACAUCCGGAUAUUCUUAAACUUUAUCUAGACGGGACAUGCUACUAACGAUCUAUGAUGAAACGUGUCUUGUUUUGUAGUAAACAAGAACGUAAUUUAUAGAAAUAUCUUACAUUGUAAUUUAUACUUCUUUCAAAGGCAUCACCUUUUGUUGAUUGAUAUCUACGAUGAGAAAUACGUAUCUUCGAUGUACUCAAAAAGAAACGAAGCAAUUUAUUUCAUUUAUUUUUUCUCUUAAUCAAACGUUCACAUAGUAUCGUUAAUUGAUAAUGUACACGUGUUAUACCUCGAUGUUCACCACUUAUAUAUGUAUGUGCGUAUCUUCAUCCUUGAUCUCUCAUCAUUAUUGCGAGGAAGGGGCAGCGAUCCCGACUAAUAAAGAGGGAGAACACACUCACUCUAUUUAUAAGUGCAACUCUCUCUCUCUUUCUCUCUCUCUUUCUGUCUCUCUCUCUCUCUCUCUUUUCUUCCUUCUCUUCUUCUUCUUCUUCACGAUGAAUUUCGUGAUGUUAAAUUUAGUUUCGAUGGAGACGAAGCCGAGCCUGGCGUAUGAGAAGUUUCAUCUAUAUUCAACGUACCGAAUCAUUUCAAUAUUUUACGCCGAUAAACGAUCUAAAAAUUGUAAAAAAGUAUUAUUCGUCUUCUACAUUUUUUGUCAUACUAAAAGAGUUUCUAUAUACUCAGAGAUGUUUUUUUGUAUAUUAUUUCUUGGUAAUAUAUGUGUGGGAUACAUCUAUACGUGAUUGAUCUUAAAAAUUCAGAUUACAAGUUCAUAUUAUAUUGAAAUAAUGUGGUGCAAUAAUGAUAUUUUGGGAGAAAGGGCAGCUGUUUCUAUAUAAGGAAUGGAUACGUGGACUAAUUAUCCUAAAGAGUACCAGAAUUUAAUUGCUAUCAUGGAGGAAGAAAAUAAACUACAUAGGAAAGAUUCACAGUCAGAUUCAUCAGAUGCAGCUUCAACUAUAAAACAUUGGGAUAGUCAGUGGACACCUUCAGAAGGAUAUGAUUCUUCUGGAACGUCUAAUUCGGGUUGUGGUGAGGAUUAUGCUGAAGAUUAUCAACAUAGAAUACCAAUCGAUCUACCUAGAUUUGUUGAAGAUUGUCACACUGCUUGUAGGUCUCAGACUUGUCUUUGUCAGGGUUGUCUAUUCGAAUACAAUAAGAUGAUAAAUCUUCAAGGCAGUAUGUCCAAUAUUUGUGGAACACCAACAUCAAAAAUCAAUCCAACUCAUUUAUCAACUCUUCCACCUUUGUAUAGUACACCAUGCUCAAGUAUCCAGAGUGAGCUGCCACAUCAUUGUAGCAAGGACCAUCUUCCUUUAAGUUGCAACUGUCGCACGAUGUAUUCUUGUCAUAUGCAACAAAUUCCAUUGCAUUUAAAGGAAUGUCAUUUACAUUCCAGUGACAAAACGAAUAGCACUACUUCUCUUUCUGGAAAUUCAGUAGGUCGUUGUGUUGGUUCAUUGGAUAGAAGAAGACGAAGAUUCAAAAGUAAAACUGAUCAUAAUCAGAGGACAAAAUCACAUAGUGAUUUAAUAUGUUGUGCUAAAGACAAACCACAUUACUGCUCUUUACAACAAUUUCAAUGUGGCAAUAAUUCACAUUUAUAUAGCUACUAUAAUAAAACUGAGGAACGUCUCCAAAAAUUAGAAAGCGAACGUGGUGCACUUCAUAUGGAAGUAUCAGUACUGUCAGAGCAAGUUGAUGCACAGUCUAGCAAAAUUCAAGAAUUGGAAAAUAUGCUUAAAGAAAAAAAGCAUUCUCUCAGGCAAAUGGAAGAAGCUUUACAGAAGGAAGUGUUAUCAAGAAGUGCAUUGGAGACACAAAAGCUAGAGCUUCUUAGUUCUCUUUCUGAACUGAAACUCAGACAAGCUAGUUUAGAACAUGAAAAUUUAGCAUUAAGAAAUACAAGUUCAUUAUCCAAUGGGGAAAGAUUCAGUAGACAUGCCGGUCAAUAUAGCAGUCUUCCAAGGCCACCAACAUCUUCAAAGAAAGGAGUCGCGUUUGGUAAGGUUUCGAAUUUAAUCUCCGGAGAGCACACAACAGUACCGUUGGCUGUUAGAGGAAUUUCUGCGAGAUGUCUAUCAGCUCCUAUUCUAGCGGAAGAAGAAAAAACAGUAAUUGGAGAGUCAAGUUUUCAACCAGAAUCAGCACCACCAAAACCCCUUGCAGAAUUGUCUAUAGAAGAAGUUGGUGAUUGGCUAUCUCGUAUUGGCCUGGAAUGUUACGCCGCAGAAUUAAGACGAUGGGGAGCUACUGGUGUAAAAUUAGUCGAGGCAACGCCAAAUCAAAUUGAAAAGGAACUUGAUAUAAAAAAUAUAUUGCAUAGAAAGAAAUUAUUAUAUGCAAUUGAAUCUGAGAGAUCUAACGCAGAAGGCUUUCUUGGUUCAGAGAAGAUGGACAGUGCUGCAGUACUACGAUGGUUAGAUGAUAUUGGAUUACCCCAACAUAAAGAAGCUUUUCAUAAUGCCAAAGUUGAUGGUAGAGUAUUACAUAGAUUAACGACGGAAGAUUUAUUGAAUCUUGGUGUGACAGCUCAAUUGCAUGCAGCUAGUUUACGACGAGGAAUUCAGAUUCUGAGGGAGUUAAAUUUUGAAUUUGAUAACAUGGAAAGAAGAUCAGUAAAUGGGAAUGGUGCAGAUGGAACUAAUGUCACACUAUGGACUAAUCAUAGAGUGAUGGAAUGGUUGAGAGUGGUUGACCUUGCAGAAUAUGCACCUAAUAUGAGAGGCUCAGGAGUGCAUGGGGGACUGAUGAUCCAUGAAGGUCGUUUCACCUCAGAAUUGUUAGCUACUAUAUUAAGCAUUCCACCUUCAAAAACUCUAUUAAGAAGGCAUUUGACAACUCACUUUAAUCAAAUUCUUGGUAGAGAAGUUGUACAGCAUAAAAGAGAGAUGGAAAGUACACUUGGAUUUGUACCUUUAACUCUUACGGCUAGAUUGAAGGCACCAAAGAAGUCUCAGUUCACGUUAAAGCGUAAGAAAAGUAAAAACGAAGUGGAUUAUGGAAAUCUGGUUUGUCCUUUGGAAGCAUCACCACCAGGUACACCAUCAACAUCUUCGUCAACACCAGGCAGUCCUAAUUUGAACUCACCCUCACUCUAACCAUAAUCACAGAUUCAUUCAAGCAGUCAUCUUAACUAACUCAUCUAGAGGAUACUGGACAAAAGAAAGUAAUUGGUUGUAUAUGAGGAACAUAUAUAAAACUUACUUUGUACAAUGAGUAUAUUGGACGAUUCAUUCUAUACCAAAAAAUAUUUGCUUUUAUUAGAUUUGAUUAACAGAUAGCUUAUUAGCAGAAAGAAUGGAGAUGUAAAAAAUAUAAAUCACAGAUAAACAGGGACCACUUUUUUA